AUGCAGCAUGUAGAUUCCGACUUUGCGCCCAUAAGAAAAUCGCAAAAGGUUGUGGACAGUGACAAGAUUGUCAGGGCAAUAAACGAUGAUCUGGAGCAUAAAAACUUCACGAUACUGCGAAAAUUGAGUCUCGUUCCGAUAAAAGGUAAUGCAAAUAGCUCAAGAGUAUCUAAGCGGAGUUCAAUUGAGAAGCGGGUAAACCAUGGCUUCUAUCGAGAGUUUAAAUCAGUUGCUUUGGAGGAUUUAAGCGACAAUUAUUCCUCAGUGAGCUACAUUGCAGGUUUAAAUAAGUUUCUAACGAAUGAUCUUGGAAAGAUGGAGGGCCACAUUGUUUUCUUUAAUCAAAUUAAACACAUACAUCAAUAUGCCGAUAUUGAUCGCAGAGUUUCUGAAAUACUGUCAUUAGUUGACUUAAAUGUCGUAACUAUUGACAUGAACGACUACUUUAUCAAAGGGAUCUUUCCCCCAAAUAUAUUAAGUUGCUACGCCAAGACAAGGAAGAAGUUCAGAUAUAAAGCUCAGCUAGAUUUCGGAGUUAGUGGAAACGCUUCAGAUGACACUUUUGACUUAAUGAUGAUGAUUAUAAGAGAAAUAAGUCAAAACUCGAGCCUUAAUCACAUUAUUUGCUUCAGAUUCGAACAGUUGGAUGAAUCAUCUUCUUCAAAUGUAAUAGUUCCUUCGAAGCUCACAGAAUUCAAGAGAAUUUUAUUAUCUCUCCAAAGAAUAAAAAACAUUGCAUUCAAGUUUCUAGUUUAUUCAAAUAAUACUAAUAUUUCAUCUCUUCUAUUUACCACCUUCAAAAAUGAACUUAAGAGGGAGCUUACCAUAUUUGAAAUACCGGUUUUAACUUCUGUUCAAGUACAAGAACAUCUGAAAAAAAUGAUAAAGUUUCCCUCUGAUCCCGGGAACGAGUUACUGCGGUUGUAUAAUACACUCAUUGCACGUCAGUUAGAUAAUAAAAAAUCCUGUUUGGUCGAAUUUUUGGAGUUUUUGAAAGACUUUCCCCAUCCUUUUACCUACCUGUUCAAUGCUUAUACUGAGAUCCUUGUACAAAGUAAAACUUUUGAUGGAUUACUAGACAGAAUUAACAAUAAGUUCACAAUGAAUAACUACCCACACCGCAGCUAUAAUUUUAAGAGAAAUCAGCGUCUCCCACCGAAGGUGACUCGAGGUAUACAUGACAUAUAA
Messenger RNA from Saccharomyces kudriavzevii IFO 1802, 1188 nucleotides. It is a transcript of the gene RIF2, whose product is annotated as Rif2p. Bases 1 to 1188 code for a protein of 395 amino acids. NCBI's taxonomy places the organism in Eukaryota, Fungi, Ascomycota, Saccharomycetes, Saccharomycetales, Saccharomycetaceae. The transcript has a single exon. The record is from RefSeq and is a predicted model, not a curated record.